AUGACUAAAGUACCCUUGUCCCGAACCAAAACCCAGCUCACCUUUAUCAUAUUUCUCAUCCAAUCCAUACCCUUUUUCGUAAUUUCCCAGUUCUCCCCGACCGAGAGAGCCACGUUACUCGACCUCAAGCAAAAAUGGGGUGACCCACAAGUCCUCGACACCUGGAACUCCACGUCGCCGCCCUGCCAGUGGCCGGGAAUUCGGUGCGGCGGCGACGGCUCCGUCACCGGAAUCAUCCUCAACAACUACAACAUCAGCGGCAUUGUCCCGGACUCCAUCUGCGAUUUCCAGAAUCUAACAGUUCUCGAUCUAGGUCGCAACUAUCUCGCCGGCAAAUUCCCCGCCGGCGUUUCAAACUGCUCAACGCUCCAGUACCUCGACCUCUCUCAGAACUACUUCGUGGGGGAAAUUCCGACGAACAUCGGCCGGCUCCGAUCACUCCACCACCUCGACCUGUCGGAAAACAACUUCACCGGCGACGUACCUCCGGAGAUCGGGAACUUAACAGAUCUGAGAACUCUGAAUCUCUACAGUAAUCUGUUUAAUGGAAGUUACUCUAUGGGGAUUUCGAAUUUGUCGAAUCUCGAGUAUCUAGCGCUGGCGAACAACCCAUUCCGGCCGGCGGUCGUGCCGCUGGAGUUCGGAAAUUUGAAGAAAUUGUACUACCUUUGGAUGUCUCAGGCGAAUUUGAUCGGAAAAAUACCUGAGAGCUUCGUGAACCUACCAGGUCUAAGCGUUUUGGCUCUGUAUGUAAACGAAAUGGAGGGUCCGAUUCCAAACGGAUUGUUCUCGCUGAAGAAUUUGAGUUUGCUUUAUCUUUACAACAAUCGUUUUUCGGGUUGGAUCCCUCAGGUAAUCGGGUCACUGGACCUGAUUGAGAUCGAUGUAUCUGCAAACAACUUGACUGGAACAAUCCCUGAUGAUAUCGGCAAGCUUGAAAAAUUGGAGUAUUUGGGUUUGUUUAUGAACAACCUGUUCGGUGAAAUACCUCAGAGCAUAGGGCGUUUGCCUAAUCUCAAGUAUUUCAAGAUUUUCACCAAUAAUCUGAGUGGAAUAUUGCCGGCCGAUAUGGGUGUUUACUCCAAGCUGCAAGAUUUCGAAGUUUGCGAGAAUCAAUUCACCGGAAAGUUGCCGGAAAAUUUGUGCUCCGGCGGUGCUUUGACUGGUGCGAUUGCUUUUAAGAACCACUUAACCGGCGAAAUUCCUAAAUCACUCGGGAGUUGCAAAACCCUAGACACGGUGCAGCUGUACAGUAAUAACAUGUCCGGCGAAGUUCCGUUGGGUAUUUGGACUGCAAAAGAAAUGUAUAGUGUGAUGCUGAGUGAUAACAAGUUCUCCGGCAAGCUCCCGAGCAAAGUAGGGCCGAAUUUCGCUCGUUUAGAAAUUACUAACAACGAGUUUUCGGGUGAAAUUCCGAGUGGGGUUUCUUCUUGGGGGAGUUUAGUUGUGUUUUUGGCAAGUAACAACAAUUUAUCAGGCUCGAUUCCAGAAGAACUUACGGCCCUUCGCAACCUUACCACCUUAUUGCUCGAUGGAAACUCGCUUUCUGGUGAGUUGCCAUCUAAGAUAAUCUCAUGGAAAUCUCUCACUACUUUGAAUCUUUCGAGGAAUAAAUUAUCUGGCCCGAUUCCUUAUUCGCUCAGUUCUUUACCUGUCCUUCUUGAUUUGGACUUAUCCUCUAAUCGCCUUUCGGGUGAUAUCCCGCCUCAAUUAGGACAAUUGAGGCUCACUUCUUUGAACCUAUCCUCGAAUCAACUUACGGGGAAACUUCCCGAUGAGUUUAAUAAUGCGGUUUACGAAAAAAGUUUUUUAAACAAUCCGAACCUUUGCGCCACCAAUAAAAUUUCCAAUCUUCCUGAUUGUCGUGAGGAAUCUCAGAAAACAAAGAAAGUAUCACAGAAAUUGCUCGUUGUUAUUCUAAUUGCAGCGUUGGUUCUUUCUCUUGCUAUCAUUCGAGUAGCGUGGGUUUGGUGCAAUCGAAGAAGAAAAAAGCUCGGCCAAACAUUUGAAACUCGCAAACCGAAAGAUAUGAAAUCACUUCAAAUGGAGCUUACCUCUUCGAAAAAAUAA
Molecule: messenger RNA, 2070 nt
Organism: Striga asiatica
Lineage: Eukaryota; Viridiplantae; Streptophyta; Magnoliopsida; Lamiales; Orobanchaceae
Source: the annotation of a GenBank genome assembly